AUGCUGCUGCAGGAACUGCCGUUAGACUUUACCUUUGUCAAAAGCUCGUAUCAGAGCCAAGUCCAGCAAGUCGUUCGAGACAACGCAGGUGAUGGGACGACGACGACAGGCCUCCGAGCCAACGAGGUAACGGUUAUGGCGCUGAACGAAAUCGCAGUCGCUCAUGGACGAGGCUUCUUCUGGCACUUUCCCAACCGAGAUCGCCUCAAGAAUGACCGUGACACCACGAACCACGGCAAGGAGAACAAGAAGACGAGGAAGAGGAUGGAGAAAGAGGAGGAGCCUGCAGUGCCUCAGCAAGUCCCACCAGACAGGAUGGCGGAGACGACCAAACCGACGUUUCCCACCAUCACGUACAUGGACUACCGCUGGAGUGGUGAGGCGCGUGAGCGCUUUCGAAAGACCCCUCAUCGUGCCCGCUAUCUGCUCUGCGAUGGGCUCCUGAAUCCCCCAGCCCAGGGGCAGUCUGCACACCGUGUACACUGCAUCCAGUACGCCAGCCACGCGCUGUACCAAGUAUUUGCUACAGGGCGUCCUUCUCUUGUCGUCUUGCAAAUGGAUUCGGCAUUUUAUGCCAUGUCAACGAGGGAUAUGGAGGCGCUGUGUGGCGGCCGUAUGAGGCACAAUGGGAUGCAGUUUUCUCAAGUAUCCAAGCUAUGGGGCGUGGAUGAGCACAAUGUGGAGGACUUUUCCUGCGCAGACGUCGAGAGCCUCUAUGCGCGGCUGAUCGAUCUUUGCGAGCGAGACCGCCAGAGCGACCCCAUCACCGUCGAGGAGCUGUCCCGACGCAUCCCCCGGCCCCGCGCGCCACCGAAACCUGCUCAGCUAUUAGGGUGGGCGAUUGGAGAGCAGGGUAACAACCGAUCGGGCCCUAAGUCGAGCAAGGGUUCGACGAGGCCACGGCGCAAGGGGAGGGAGGACGAGCAACGUGCGGGAGCAUGUGUCGUCGAGGGGAUCGAGCUAGGAUCGAGCUAG
Messenger RNA from Didymosphaeria variabile, 975 nucleotides. RefSeq lists its product as uncharacterized. The record is from RefSeq and is a predicted model, not a curated record. The transcript is spliced from 2 exons. NCBI's taxonomy places the organism in Eukaryota, Fungi, Ascomycota, Dothideomycetes, Pleosporales, Didymosphaeriaceae. The coding region runs from base 1 to 975 and encodes 324 amino acids.